UGAGUAGGUGUGUACAAACUUUUGACUGGUACUGUGUGUGUGUGAGAUUCUGGGCCUAUACACUAGUGUAAACAUCUGUCCCUGUCCAGAGAGCCAGAACCUGCGGAGGCAACAGUAGUGACAGAUGACAGAUGGGAGAGAAGGGUGUGUGUCUGUGUCUUAGCUCACACACUCCUAUCUCUGACAGCUCCACCAAACAGUUGUUCCCCACCUCCCAAAAUAACCUCCAUUCCACAGCCUUAUAUGUCCAGCAGCAGCCGUGUUGCCCUCCAGCCCCCACACCCUGCUCUCAGCUCUCAGCCUGGCCUGAGAAGGCAUCAUAUAUCCAGGCAGGACAAUACAGUCGAUUGCUGCUGCCUUCAUUGUAGCCUGGUGGCAGCUGGUCGGUGGUAAACCUUGGGGUUCUGGAGGAUCAGCCGAGGCCUCUCUCUUUCUCUCUCUCUCUCUGUCCAUCGGAGCCAGUCUUUCUGUGUCUCUGUCUGCCCGGCGUCCCCUCACCAUGCAGCCUUCCACCAUGGACCCCAGCACCACCAAGCUCAUCCAGCCUACUGUGGACCUCACCAUCACCCAGUUGAACCAGGAGUGUCUCCUCCACCUCCUCUCCUACUUGGAUAAAGACAGUUGUAGGUCUCUCUCCCUGACCUGCCAUCGGCUCAGACAGGUCUACCUGGACCCCAGGCUGUGGUCACUGCUUCUGUUCCGCUCCCCCUCUGAGCUGAGGAGAGAUAACUACGUGUUAGGACCGUCGCUGCGCUAUCUGGCUGUCACCUGGCACAGCUCCAGGGUCAAGGUGUGCAACGUCGAGGACUGGAUGAAGAAUCAGUUCCAGAAGGAUCUCUGUAGAAAACAUGAGAGUCUGGUCAGCAGCUUCCUGGAACGCGUCUGUACCGUGUGUCCUAACCUCCUGUCCCUGACCCUGUCUGGCUGCGGUCAUAUUUCAGACCAGGAAGUGAUCUGUGUUCUGCAGAGCUGCAGUCGGCUCCGCUCCCUCCGUCUGGAGAACUGUGUCCGGGUCACAGACCUCACCCUGCAGGCCCUGGUGCUUCACGGGGCCGGGCUCCACCAGGUCACAGUGGACUUCUGCCGUAACGUUACCCAGGCAGGGCUGGAGACGGUCAGGGAAAGACGGCCGGACAUUAGGCUGACCGCUGAGAGGAGCGCAGGGAUGAUACCAGAUAUUAAACCGGACAAGAGGACGCAGCCACCGGUCAGACGGAGGCUUCUGCAGAAGGUCCUAAUGUUCUCCUGAUGAGAGGCUGCAGAUGAUGACCAUAGACUUAACCACAGAUCUGCUUCCCAAAUGGUACCCUAUUCCCUAUGUAGUGCACUACUUUAGACCAUGGCCCAUAGCGCUCUGGUAAAUAGUAGUGCACUAUGUUGGGAAUAUUUGGGACACAGAUGUCGUUUCACCACCAGGGGGCAGUGUUGUAAUGUCUACAGUUUCACCACCAGGGGGCAGUGUUGUAAUGUCUACAGUUCCACCACCAGGGGGCAGUGUUGUAAUGUCUACAGUUCCACCACCAGGAGGCAGUGUUGUAAUGUCUACAGUUUCACCACCAGGGGGCAGUGUUGUAAUGUCUACAGUUUCACCACCAGGAGGCAGUGUUGUAAUGUCUACAGUUCCACCACCAGGGGGCAGUGUUGUAAUGUCUACAGUUCCACCACCAGGGGGCAGUGUUGUAAUGACCUCCCAAAGGGUUGCUGUUUAACCCUCCAUGUUUCAGUCUUAUUGAUCCAAAAUAGUUUUGUUUUUGAAGUUAUCAUUUUUUAAAACUUUAUACUGAUUUUUAUUUGAGGUGUUUUAUACUUUGUGUCGUUGGGUUUUAUGCUGAGAUUUGAUGAUUUGUUAAAAUAUUUGUUUAAUUGUAUUGAACAAUAACUGUGGAUGUCACAGUUGAGGUCACUGACUGAAUGUAGGCCUCUUUCUCAAUGUUCUAUAAACUGACUGAGUCAUCCA
Coregonus clupeaformis (lake whitefish) is the source of this 1957-nucleotide messenger RNA. RefSeq names its product F-box and leucine-rich repeat protein 22 (gene fbxl22). Bases 500 to 1249 code for a protein of 249 amino acids. The record is from RefSeq and is a predicted model, not a curated record. Gene Ontology annotation, biological process: SCF-dependent proteasomal ubiquitin-dependent protein catabolic process. Gene Ontology annotation, cellular component: SCF ubiquitin ligase complex. Lineage: Eukaryota; Metazoa; Chordata; Actinopteri; Salmoniformes; Salmonidae. Gene Ontology annotation, molecular function: protein binding. The transcript has 2 exons.